Coffea eugenioides is the source of this 1377-nucleotide messenger RNA. RefSeq lists its product as uncharacterized. Lineage: Eukaryota; Viridiplantae; Streptophyta; Magnoliopsida; Gentianales; Rubiaceae. The coding region runs from base 158 to 646 and encodes 162 amino acids. The transcript is spliced from 2 exons. The record is from RefSeq and is a predicted model, not a curated record.
CAUAUUAAUCUUCCCUCUCAGACCACCUCUGAGCUUCACUCUGCAAAUCCUUAUCAAAUUAAUCACGAUUCUCUCUUCCUCCCCCCCCAUCUCGCUCUCUUAUACUGCCUGUUUUUUCAACUUUUCUUGCCAUCUUUUUUAGCUCAAGAAUUCAAGAAUGGCUACUAACAAUGAAGACAACAAUAGCGAUGAAAGCUGUCCGAGAAUUCAGCAUGUAGCAAAAGCAUCAUCUGAUGAGCUGCUGAGGAAGUUUGCCCAAGUGGGUUCUGAGUCAGAAGACAAGAAAGAGCUGCAGUUGGCUAAGCGGAUUAAAAGAAGCACUAAUAUUAGUGCAAUUAAGGCUGGGUUUUAUACUCAGAGCAGAAUGUAUGUUGAUCAGGGCUCUUCUUUGAAUGGUAUUAGUGCUGCCAUUGUUGAGAGGAAGUCCCUUUUGCCUCCCGUUACGCCCUCGUCUCGGAGAUCAUCUGUGGCGGUGGUUCGAAGACUUGGGAUUGGGAGAGUAAAAGUCAGGGCAAGGGAAAUUAAGCAUAAGUCUCUUCUGGGUGCAAUUGAGAAGACAUGGCGUAGGACAAUUGAAGGUGCUUGCAAGGUAUUCGUGGAGAAGCAUUACAACCAACACAGACGUCUAAAGCAUGACAUGUUUUAGUUAACGAUACAGGCUAUACCAGACUUCAUUGAGGUAUCUUAUCAGUUGAAAAACAAGGUUCGGUUCUUUCAUGUUGAUUUCUUUAAAGGAGUUUCCAUAUACUAGCAUACUCUCUGUUGUUGGAGAAUACUACUAAUGGCAUGGUUUUUAACCCAUGAAAAAGGUUAGGUGAUGUUUCUAAGUUGUGAAGUUAAUUUCUCUGCUCCUAUGAAAAGUUUAUUGGCAGAAAAAUUUGAUGCCUUCAUGGAGUGUGCAUUUUUUGGAUCCACACUUGAUGCAACAAAAGCAUGACCACCCCAUCCCCUCUCCCCUCCCCUCCACAAAAAAACAGAGAGGUAGGCUGUGGUAUACUUGUACACUAUAUUGUAAACUAGGAUUGAAUAUCAAAAUGUUAUGUUAUAUGUGGUAUACAUCUAGUUUCUUUUCUGUUUUACCCUCAACAACAGCUUAUGGAUUAAUUCCUCCAAGUUCACAGGAACUCUGCUGAACCUUCUUCAAAUUAAUCUCCUCAGUCCACACAAAAAAUAAAUAAAGUGAUAACUCUUAAUAAACAAACAGGACCUCAAUUUUAACCCAUAAAAAAUGUUUAAAUGUUCCAAGUUCAAAUGUUUUUGUCCUUGUUGUCAAAGUCAACCUCCAAAACUCAAAAUUGUGGCUUGGAAGAGCAUGUUUUUUUGACAUCUUGCUCUUGCUCUAGCACUUUCUCCUGCACUAACCCAAGGUUCAGCACG